Messenger RNA from Scomber japonicus (chub mackerel), 3307 nucleotides. RefSeq names its product solute carrier family 12 member 9 (gene slc12a9). The transcript has 14 exons. The coding region runs from base 152 to 2869 and encodes 905 amino acids. Gene Ontology annotation, cellular component: membrane. Gene Ontology annotation, molecular function: potassium:chloride symporter activity. Gene Ontology annotation, biological process: chloride transmembrane transport; potassium ion homeostasis; potassium ion import across plasma membrane. Lineage: Eukaryota; Metazoa; Chordata; Actinopteri; Scombriformes; Scombridae. The record is from RefSeq and is a predicted model, not a curated record.
AUCUGACCCGGCACAUCUGCUGCUGAACACAUCCAGCUGAGGCGCGCAGAGACAUCGCAGCAUCUGAAGGAGCUCUCGAGCAGGAAGUGGAUCAAACUGUGUCAGGACGGCUCAGCGGACAAAUAAUCCUACGACGCUCUCCUCAGCAACCAUGUCAAACGAACGCACCCCUCUGAUCAACACAGGGGUGUGUGGUCUGAGUGUGACCUCAGUGGCAUGUGGCGCUGUGUCAGAUGGCAGCCCCGAAUCCAAUGCUGGGUCACCAAGUAAAGACCCUCGAAAACUGAACACAUUUUUCGGAGUGAUGGUGCCGACCAUCCUCUCCAUGUUCAGCAUUGUGCUGUUUCUGAGAACUGGCUUUGUGGUUGGUCACGCGGGGCUGAUACAGGGUCUUUCAAUGGUAAUUGUAGCCUACACCAUCAUUUCUCUUACAAUACUGUCCAUCUGUGCCAUCUCCACCAACGGUGCCAUACAAGGCGGUGGAGCCUACUACAUGAUCAGUCGUUCACUGGGCCCAGAGUUUGGAGGAAGCAUCGGUUUGAUGUUCUUCUUAGCCAAAGUGUGUGCGUGUGGAGAGUACGUUCUUGGUCUUGUGGAGGCCAUACUUGAUGUAUUUGGUUCAGAUCCCGAGUCAUCUGUGUCUGAGGGGGUGCGGGUGCUUCCUCAGGGUUACUGGUACACAGUGCUGUACUCUGCGGUAGUCUUGCUGCUGUGUCUGCUUGUUUGUCUGGUGGGUGCUCAUAUCUACUCCCGCACUGCCUUCAUCAUCUUGCUGGUGGUCACUGUAUCACUGCUGUCCAUCUUCAUCAGUUCUGUGGCAGUCAAACCUCAGAACUAUGUGAUCACCCAUCCGGGUCCUGGCAAUCAGACCCUCCGCUACAAUGCCAGCUACACGGGCUUCAGUGCUACCACACUGAGGAACAACCUGGGCUCUGGUUACUCUUUGGACUACAGCACCAACUCUGUCAUGUCUUUUGCCACCGUGUUUGCCGUCAUGUUCACCAGCUGCACUGGAAUCAUGGCCGGAGCCAACAUGUCAGGGGAGCUGAAGACUCCAAGUGUCUCUAUCCCUAAAGGCACCAUCAUAGCUGUCUUAUACACAUUCAUAGUCUACGUCCUCCUCUUCCUCUUGGUCAGCGCCACGUGUGACAGGACCCUGUUGAUUCAGGAUUAUGGGUUUUUACAGCGAAUAAACAUCUGGCCUCCGUUUGUCACCAUCGGGAUAUACUGCGCUUCUCUGUCAGCUGCAAUGUGCUCUAUGAUCGGAGCGUCCCGUAUCCUGCAUGCUCUUGCUCUGGAUCAACUCUUUGGUUUGCCGUUAGCUCCAGCUGCUAUCACAUCAAGCUCAGGGAAUCCAUGGGUGGCAGUGCUUUACACCUGGGGUCUGGCGCAGUGUGUGGUGUUUGCAGGCCAGCUCAAUGCUAUAGCAAGUUUGGUGACAGUUUUCUACUUGCUUGCCUACGCUGCGGUCGACUUGGCCUGUUUGGCUCUUGAAUGGGCAUCAGCACCAAAUUUCAGACCGACCUUCCAGCUCUUCUCCUGGCACACUUGCCUGCUGGGGAUUCUGAGCUGUUUAGUGAUGAUGUUCGUCAUUAACCCCGUGUACUCCUCCGGCAGCAUCGUCCUGCUGUUACUGUUGCUGCUUUUCCUUCACUACAGAUCACCCACCAGCAGCUGGGGCUACAUCAGCCAGGCUCUCAUCUUCCAUCAGGUUCGCAAAUAUCUGUUGAUGCUUGAUGUGAGGAAAGACCACGUGAAGUUCUGGAGGCCUCAGGUGUUGUUAAUGGUGGCCAAUCCUCGUUCUUCCUGUCAGCUCAUUCUGUUUGUCAACCAGCUGAAGAAAGGAGGGUUGUAUGUGUUGGGCCACGUGCAGCUGGGAGAUCUGGAUUCCCUGCCGUCAGACCCGGUCCAACAGCAGUACAACUUCUGGUUGAGCUUAGUUGAUAAACUCGGGGUGAAGGCUUUUGUAGACCUGACGUUGUCUCCUUCUGUCAGACAGGGAACACAGCAUCUGCUGCGAAUCACAGGCCUGGGUGGUAUGAAGCCAAACAUGCUGAUCUUGGGUUUCUAUGACAGCAGCACUCCUGAAGACUUCUUCUUACAAGAUAGUGCGUUCUGUGAUUCAUCAAUAGGACAAGGCAGUGAAGGCGAAUAUAAUUUUGGGAUUGACCUGCCUUCUUUACAGGCUCAUUUCCCCCCAGUCCGACACAUUGAGAGCCCACGCUGGCUAUCACCAGAGGAGUAUGUUGGGAUAAUUGCUGAUGCCAUUAAAAUGAACAAGAACGUGUGCCUCGGCCGAUAUUUCUUCCAGUUGGAAGGAGAGGGUAAAGAUAGCAAGGUUGAUGGGUCAGAGCGGACUAUAGAUGUGUGGCCUCUCAACCUGCUUCAGCCAGGCAGCCGAGAUUAUGAGGAUGUGUGCAGCCUCUUUUUGCUGCAGAUGGCCUGUGUGCUUAACAUGUCCAACAAAUGGCGCCAUGCAAGAAUGAGAAUCUUCCUGAAUGUGGAGACCGAGUCCAACGACCAGGGCUGGGGGGAAGAGACUUUUCUAGAGUUGCUGAAGAAGCUGAGAAUCAGGGCAUCCAUAACGAUUGUGCCGUGGGACUCUGUGGUACAGCACCACACUCAGCCUGAGGGUGGGCCCCCUGCAGAACCCAACCAAGCUCUGUCCGAUGGCUUUUUAUCGGCAGUGAACUGUUUGUUGAUGGAGCACAGCUCCCAAGCUGCUGUUCGCUUCCUGUAUUUACCUCGACCUCCUGCUCAUCACAGCCAGGCACAGCAGUACUUAACACAGCUGGAAGUGGUGACCAAUCGUUUAGGUCCAACGCUGCUGAUUCAUGGUGUCACCCCAGUGACAUACACUGAUCUCUGAGCAUGUGCACUCUUAAGUUUUGUCUGUUACAUCAUCUGUUAUUGUACAUGGAUAACUUCUUAAGCUUACUUAAGUCUGCAUAAGUAUAAAUUCUGGUUAUACAAAAUAAACACAUAGUGUAAUAAAAAGUGAAUGCUAAGAUACAAUACAGUAUGUAGCACCAGUCACUCAAAACUAUACUUCAAACUCAUACAGCUUUUUGUAAUUUGUUGGUUGUUUUACUGGAGCUUAAAAAAGGACCACAGUUGAAUGCUUUUUAAAAACACACUUGAGGUAUUUGCAUUCAAAUAGGAUAUUUUCCUAUUUUCAUAUACUUGAACUGGCUUGGUGAUAGAGCCAAUGAAUGGGAGAAUAACUGACGUUUGUGCAUAUAAUUCAUGUUGAUAUGUCCCCUAGUCUGCAGUGGCUUGAGGCCUGUCUUGAGAAAGAAAUGUGUCA